UAAAACUUUCACGCAGCAUAGUAUUAUUGGCUGGGAAUAGCAAAAUAAGUUUUUCUACACGUGUGGUUACCUAGGCUGAUUUGAAUUAAGAUUGGAACGAAAGCUCUUGCUAAACUUGCUAACAAUUCUUAUAAGCCUUCGCGUGCACUACAAGCCCCGGAGUUUAAGUUUAUAUCUAUGUUUCUUACAAGCAACAGAAAAAAUGAAAUGUUUGGGCUCUCUAUCUCUAUCUAUAUAAACGCCCUCUCAUUUUUACAACUCUUUAAUUCUUUGUCCACUGACGCAAAGCAUCCUCUCAUCUUUCAAUCCAUACACCCACAGCGUUCUUGGCAGUAUUGAGAUUCACAGGUUGACGAGGUUGCAAUGGGGAAAAGAAUUAGUGCACGCAUCCGAAAAUUUAUUUCCUGUACUGGUGCAGAACCCGGGCCCACCAGACCGCCUACUUCAAUGAGUGUGGAUGUAACAGAAGAAUACGCUAAUGCCUUCCGCACCGAAUCAUACCUCGACUUCUGGACACGUGUCGUGGCGUUAUCCAAUGGAGACUCAACCAAGACCAACAAGCGCAUGCCAAUGGAGUCAACUACCGCAGCUCGGCUCCCAUCCUAUCGGCUCUUCGCGGAGCACCUUUUGGAUCCGGACCAACCCAUGGUUGCUCGGAUCUUAACCAUGGCCCCGAACCACCCUACACUUUUAUCCGACUACUUCACCCAAACAGCCGACGCUUCCAUCCUAUGUGGCCUCCUAUUAAAAGAUAUUGACCGUACACGUGUCAAAUACCGUUCCAUCAAAACCAGCCUCCAAUCCUUAAAUGACAGGUCUACCCCUGAAACACUAACCCGCCUAACCAAAUUAACCACUGCCUUGUCCCUGAUUCGCAUUCAAGCCAUUCAAGCUGGGUGCUCAAACUUGCUAAAACGACUCGAGUCAACUCGCAACAAGGCUCGAGCCAAGCUCCGGCUCGCAAACAAAUUAAGAGCCGGCUCAGCUAUUUUCUUAGUCGCGCUAACGGCUUCGUUAAGUGUAAUUGUAGUCACGCAUGCUCUUGCACUAGUUGUGGCGAUGCCGGCUUUUAUAGCUGCUUCCCUUGACUUGGCUUCGCAGAGGAGGCUAGCUAGGAUGGCUGCUCAGCUCGAUGCAGCCACCAAGGGGACUUACAUACUAAAUAGAGAUCUAGAGACUGUUAGCCGGCUCGUGGCUCGGCUGAAUGAUGAGAUAGAGCAUAUGCAUGGCAUGGUUAAAUUUUGGGUGGGCCGUGGAGAGGACUGGAGCCAAGCCAGCGGCGAAGUGGCUCGCCAGCUGAAGAAAAAUGAUUGUAGCUUUAGGCAGCAGCUCGAUGAGCUAGAGGAACAUUUGUAUUUGUGUUUCAUGACCAUUAACAGGGCCAGAAAUCUAGUUGUGAAGGAAAUUCUGGAUCCGGGUCAAAUCACACUAUGACCCAUAAAUAGUACCCUAAUUCCUUCUCAAAAUGACAAAUUUCUGGCCAGAAUUUGAAGUAAUUACAAAGAUGAAGUUUUCUUAGCUUUGAAUGCCCCCGCGGCUGGGGGUGGUUGAAUGUAGAAAUUAUUGUCCUUUGAUUGGACAAAUUAUUGGGUUAUAAGUCUCAUCUUUAGUCA
Messenger RNA from Prunus avium (sweet cherry), 1613 nucleotides. Its product is annotated as transmembrane protein, putative (DUF677). The record is from RefSeq and is a predicted model, not a curated record. Lineage: Eukaryota; Viridiplantae; Streptophyta; Magnoliopsida; Rosales; Rosaceae.